Messenger RNA from Drosophila novamexicana, 2246 nucleotides. RefSeq names its product dual oxidase maturation factor 1 (gene mol). Gene Ontology annotation, cellular component: endoplasmic reticulum membrane. NCBI's taxonomy places the organism in Eukaryota, Metazoa, Arthropoda, Insecta, Diptera, Drosophilidae. The transcript has 8 exons. The record is from RefSeq and is a predicted model, not a curated record. Gene Ontology annotation, biological process: protein transport. Bases 281 to 1705 code for a protein of 474 amino acids.
GCGGACGCGACGGCGCAAGUAAAUAGCAACGAGACGCGAACGUUGCGCGCAGGCGCAGCCAACAAUCACGUACGUCGAUAAAGUGUGCUUUUUGAUAUUAUUUAGCGGCUGCUGCGUCUUUAAACUGCAUCAAAAAUUAGACGAAAUUGUGAAUACAAUUAACGAGAUCAAAACAAAAGAAAAAGAAAAAAACAAAUCAACGAGUUAAAAUAAAAUUUUUUAUGCCGGUUUUUUACUGACAAGUUUGCUACCACCGACAUAUACAGAAUAUAUAACUAGCAUGAAGGGCUGGUUCGACGCAUUUCGAGACGAUGGCGGUCCAACGCUUUAUUCAUUCUCAAAUCGCACACCCGUCACGGGCGAUGUGUCCAUUGUGGCUGUAUCUGUGCUGUUUGCCACAUUCUAUGUGGCAUUUCUUGUCAUAUUUCCGGGUGUACGUAAACAGAAGUUCACAACAUUCUCGACGGUCACACUUAGCCUCUUUGUGGGUCUAGUCAUACUGAUCACCCGCCUGGGCUCGGCGUGGCAUGUGGCACAUGCAACCAUCAUUGCACCAUACAAAGCUUUCUCACGCGAGAAGCUGCCCGCCCGCAUCGGCACCCACAUCGGCUUGAUGCACGUCAAUGUGACACUCACGGCCAUUCCCAUUGGCAACUGGACACCGCCGGAUAUUGAUUACAACGAACGCUUCUCAUGGGAGGGCGCCACCGAUAUGAGCGCCAACUAUCGGCUGGCUCUGCAGCGUGGCCUGCCCUUUCCCAUACUCACCGUGGCCGAGUAUUUUAGCUUGGGUCGCGAGGGUUUCUCCUGGGGUGGCCAGUAUCGCGCCGCGGGCUACUUUGCCAGCAUCAUGCUGUGGGCCUCGCUUGCCUCGUGGCUGCUGAUGAAUCUGCUGCUGUUGGCGGUGCCGCGCUAUGGCGCCUACCUCAAGGCACUAACCGGCGCGCUGCUCGUCUGCACCGCUGUGGGCUAUCAUUGCCUGUUGCCGCAACGGCCGUUGUGCAUAUUUCUGGAGGGCGGCCGCCUGGAGUUUCACUUUGGCUGGUGCUACUGGCUGGUCCUGGUUGCGGGCAUACUCUGCUUUAUUGCCGGCGUGCUGAUCUCGAUUAUUGAUCUGGUCUGGCCGCACACAUUCUCCACGGUGCUGGAGGUGUACUAUGGCACACCUUACGAUCGCCAUGUCAUCUUGGAGGAGUCGAGCGAUGUGCGCUAUCGCAAGCCGCGCAAUAGUCGCGGCCUCGAGGAUCCGCCGGGACUCGGUUCGCGCAUAUUGCGUCGCCUGAGCUCCAAGGCGCGCGAUAUGCAGCAUGCCACAGCGCCGCGACGCAACAGUCCCCCCGGCGUCUCCAGCAGCGGCGUCGAGAAUAAGGCAUUUCAGGGCGAUGCGCCCAAGAGUCCUUGGCGCCAUCCCUUUCGACGCGCCCAACAGCUGCCGCACAGCGCACAGCACCCGCACUCAUCGCACGCGUCGCUGCAUCAUGCCCAGCAGCCGCAUCAGCAUCAUCAUCAGCAGCAGCUGCAGUUUGUGGGCGGCGGUCCGGUGGUGACACAUCCCAUGCACCAUAUGCAGCGCACCCUGUCGCAGGACUCGGGCUCCAGCAUAGCCUCGGCUGCGGUGCAAAUUUCGCCGCUGCAUAAACAUGCGAUGGCGCGAAUGUUGCCUAAUCCGCCCGUGGAGCGCGUCCGCGACAUGGAUCACUGGUGAAGUCCAGUGGGAGCACACUGAAUAGCUCCUUGAACGAAUUCUUGACAAUUCAACAAACUUUUAUUGACAACAACAAAAACAAAACAAAAAAAUGCUACAAAACAAUUUGUGAUAAUUUCUUAAUUUAAAAGCAAAGAAAAGGAAACUUAAAAAUUGACAAGAUCGCAUAAUUUACCUGACGUACUUAUAAAAGAAAAUCAAAUGCACUUAACUUUAAUUAAAUUAUUUUAAAUAUAUAAGUUAAACAAAAUUUAAUUUGUAAACCUAUCGAUAAAUUUAUCUGAGACGUGAUGUUCACUUGUGAUAGGAUAAGAUAAAUCUGCCACACGACGGACACAGAAUGCGUGCAUUUUAGUUAUGUUAUUAUAAAUCAAUACGAUUCGGAUAAAUUCAAUUAUGUCUUAAAUGAAUUCCAUGCCAGUCUAUGUAACGAUUAGCUUAAAAACAAAGGCAAAACAACUAUUAUAAAAUGCGUGUAAACUAAGUUUUUAAGUUAUGACAAUGUUUUAAAAUAUAUCUAUAUGUAUAGCAGCAAAUGCAA